Messenger RNA from Protobothrops mucrosquamatus (brown spotted pit viper), 3651 nucleotides. It is a transcript of the gene STXBP5L, whose product is annotated as syntaxin binding protein 5 like. Gene Ontology annotation, biological process: regulation of protein secretion; regulation of exocytosis. Lineage: Eukaryota; Metazoa; Chordata; Lepidosauria; Squamata; Viperidae. Gene Ontology annotation, molecular function: myosin II binding; GTPase activator activity; syntaxin binding. The record is from RefSeq and is a predicted model, not a curated record. The coding region runs from base 7 to 3543 and encodes 1178 amino acids. Gene Ontology annotation, cellular component: cytoplasm; plasma membrane; SNARE complex. The transcript has 30 exons.
UACAAAAUGAAGAAAUUUAGUUUUCACAAAGUUUUGGAUGGUUUAACUUCAUCUCCUAGUGGAAACUGCAGUAGUAGUAGCAGUGGCAGUGGGCCUGGAAGGAACUCUGAGAACUCCGGAGAGGCUGCAGGGACACCCAGGGAUGAAAUUCAGGAAAGGCUGACUGCAGACUACUUUCAGAUAUGCAAGACAGUUCGUCAUGGAUUUCCAUAUCUGCCCACUGUCUUAGCUUUUGACCCAGUUCAAAAGAUUCUGGCUAUUGGAACAAGAACAGGUGCAAUACGAAUAUUGGGAAGGCCAGGUGUUGAUUGCUAUUGUCAUCAUGAAAGUGAUGCUGCUGUUCUGCAGCUUCAAUUUUUAAUUAAUGAGGGUGCUUUAAUUAGUGCAAGUUCAGAUGACAUGCUCCAUUUGUGGAAUCUAAGGCAGAAACGGCCAGCGAUUCUUCAUUCCCUGAAAUUUAACCGAGAAAGGAUUACCUUCUGUCAUCUACCUUUCCAAAGCAAAUGGCUCUAUGUGGGAACAGAGAAGGGAAAUACACAUAUUGUAAAUAUUGAAUCCUUCAUACUUUCUGGAUAUGUUAUCAUGUGGAACAAGGCAAUAGAAUUAUCGAUAAAGACUCACCCUGGGCCUGUUGUGCAUCUGAGUGAUAGCCCAAGAGAUGAAGGGAAAUUAUUAAUAGGUUACGAAAAUGGGACCAUAGUAUUAUGGGAUUUAAGAUCAAAAAGAGCAGAUUUAAGAGCAUAUUAUGAUGAGGCUAUUCAUUCAAUUGGAUGGCAUCAUGAAGGGAAGCAAUUUAUGUGCAGUCAUUCUGAUGGCAGUUUAACUCUAUGGAAUCUAAAAAGUCCCAGCCGGCCUUUCCAGAUAAUCAUUCCUCAUGGUAAGAUUCUGCGAGAUGGGAAAAAAGUUGAAUCUUGUAAGCCCAUUCUUAAAGCAGAAUACAAGACCUGUAAAAACAGUGACCCUUUUAUCAUUUUUUCUGGUGGACUUUCUUAUGAUAAACCUUGGCGAAGGCCAGGUCUGACAAUCAUGCAUGGAAAAGCAAUUACAGUGCUUGAGAUGGAUCACCCUGUGGUUGACUUUUUAACUCUUUGUGAAACUCCAUAUCCAAAUGAAAUUCAAGAACCCUAUGCUGUUGUUGUACUAUUGGAAAAAGAUCUAAUUGUUGUUGAUCUGACUCAAAGCCAUUUUCCCAUAUUUGAAAAUCCUUAUCCCAUGGAUAUUCACGAUUCACCUGUUACCUGCACAGAAUAUUUUGCUGAUUGUCCUCCAGAUUUGAUUCCUGUGCUAUAUUCUGUAGGUGCAAAACAUAAGAAGCAAGGAUAUAGCAAUAAGGAGUGGCCUAUCACUGGUGGAGUAUGGAACCUAGGAUCACAAACAUAUCCUGAGAUUAUUAUUACAGGUCAUGCAGACGGAUCAGUAAAAUUUUGGGAUGCUUCUGCCAUCACACUGCAAAUGCUGUACAAAUUAAAAACUUCAAAAAUAUUUGAAAAACGGAAGUUGGAAGGCAAGCCAGCAAUAGAUAUGAUAGAAGAGGAUCCUUGUGCAAUCCAGUUAAUGUACUGGUGUCCUGAAAGUAGAAUAUUUUGCAUAGCUGGUGUCUCUGCAUAUGUUAUUGUUUAUAGAUUCAGCAAACAUGAAGUUAAUACUGAAAUAUUGUCUUUAGAGGUGAAGCUCCAGAAUGAGAUAGAAGAUACCAUUAGUCCUGAAGCAGAAAUUAUGACUUCAUUUGCUGAUGCCUCUUCCAAUUUUUCAUCUUUAAAAGACCUCUCAGGCAAUUGCAAUACUUCAUCUGAACAAACAAUGGAUUGUAGUCCAUUUCUCAGUGUGAAGACUCGUGCUGUAAGAAUGCCCCCUGGUUAUCAAGCAGAACUUGUUAUUCAAUUGUUGUGUGUAGAUGGUGAGCUUCCUCAACCAAUAACCAGCCUAGCAGUGAAUUCAGCCUAUGGAUUAAUUGCAUUUGGAAACUGCAAUGGUCUGGUUGUUGUAGAUUUUAUGCAGAAGACUAAACUGCUGAGCAUAGGAAGCUUUGACCUCUAUGGAUCGAGUGAUCCCUAUCAGCGCCAACCUCGUUCUCCUCGCAGAAGCAAGCAGUUUAACGCAGACAAUUUCCUCAGCACCUCUCUCACUAGCUUCUUUCCACCCCUAGCCAAAUUUUUAUCCACGAACUUUCAGAGUGUCACAGAGAUACUGGAUGGUCCAUUUCCAAUGGAGCUAGAGCGGUGCAGGUCCCCCACAGCUUCAGAUUCUUUAAAUGGACACUGUACAAAUCCAACUUCCCUAACUUGCAGUUCUGGAAAACGACUGUCCAGUGCAGAUGUUUCCAAAAUCAAUCGUCGUGCUCCUGGAAAGCCUCCAUUUAGGAAAGCACAGUCUGCUGCUUGCAUGGAGAUCUCUUUGCCCAUCACAUUGGAAGAAAACAGAGAGAACUCAUUCAGUCCUUCUCGAAGUUCUAGCAUCUGCAGUAUUGACAAAGAAUCUAAGGAAGCAAUCACAGCUUUAUAUUUCAUGGAGUCAUUUUCACGGAAAAAUGACACAUCUUUGUCUCCUUGCCUCUGGGUUGGAACAGGCCUGGGUGUAGUCUUGACUCUUUCCCUUCACCUUCCCACUGUCGAUGAAUUAAGGCCAACAGAGCCAGUAACAAUUUCGCUCAGUGGUACAAUUUUAUCACUAAAGGGAGCAGUGUUAACCUUUGCUUGCUUGGACUGCAUGGGAACAUUAAUACAUCCUCCCUAUGAAGCAUGGAAAGAUCCAAAUGCCACUGAGGAUAGCGAAAGAACCAAUAAAAGGAAACUUGUCCUUCAUUAUUCAUGCUCCCAGAACACAGGAGACCACCAGCUUGCCAUUAUCUGCUCAGAGAAACAAGCCAAAGUAUUUUCAUUGCCUUCCCAGAUAUGCCUCUAUGUUCACAACAUCACAGACACAUUAUUUUUGCGAGCAGAUGUGGUGACCCUCUGUAACAGUGUUUGCUUGGCAUGUUUUUGUGCCAAUGGGCAUAUCAUGAUACUGAGUUUACCCAGCCUUCGCUCGCUGCUAGAUGUGAAUUAUUUGCCUGAAACAGAUACAAGGAUUGCCCGGACCUUUUGUUUUACCAAUGAAGGACAAGCUUUGUAUCUUGGUUCUCCAACAGAAGUCCAGCGACUGAACUAUAGCCAGGAAAUGUUUGACCAUCUGCAGGACAUGCUUGGUGAUUUGUUCAUUCCCAUGGACACCCCAGAGGCCCAAUACAGAGGUUUUCUGAAGGGGCUAUUUGGUGGAACUGGUGGAACACUUGACCGAGAAGACCUGUUUGGCGAAGCAACAUCAGGAAAAGCAUCUCGUACUCUUGCUCAACAUAUUCCUGGAUCGAUUGAGGGUAUGAAAGGAGCUGCAGGAGGUGCUCUUGGAGAUCUGGCUCGUGCACGUCUUGCUCUUGAUGAAAGGGGACAAAAACUUGGGGAACUAGAUGAAAAGACAGCAAGAAUGAUGUCAAGUGCAGAGGCAUUUUCCAAACAUGCACAUGAGGUAAUGAUCAAAUACAAGGACAAAAAAUGGUACCAGUUCUGAUUUUCAACCUGUAAGCUCUCCCUGAAUGUGCUGUAUUGAGAAAUUAGGGGGACAAGCUUCAACAGACCAGUCUCUUGGCAGAAGCAGCCCUUGUUCCAUGCUGUUUCC